Messenger RNA from Penaeus chinensis, 3028 nucleotides. Its product is annotated as receptor-type tyrosine-protein phosphatase S-like. The transcript has 16 exons. The record is from RefSeq and is a predicted model, not a curated record. Gene Ontology annotation, biological process: protein dephosphorylation. Gene Ontology annotation, molecular function: protein tyrosine phosphatase activity. Lineage: Eukaryota; Metazoa; Arthropoda; Malacostraca; Decapoda; Penaeidae. Bases 95 to 2158 code for a protein of 687 amino acids.
CUUCAAACGAGUCCGUGCCCGUGGGGGAGAUUCGGCGGAGGUCUGAGCAGCCUCGUCGUGGGAUCAGCAAACAUCAGAGUAUUACGGCAUUAACAUGACUAUGCUGGUGUUGCUUUACAUCGUGUUGGCAAUCGUUCUUAUUAUUUUCUUUAGCUUCCUCUGCUGCAGACCGCGCUUAAUUAAAAUCCUAAGCUACUUUCUGGAGACUUUCAUCCGAAUCAAGGGCUGCCUCAGAUCCUGCUGCGAGAGGACCGAGGAUGGUCAAGUGAAGUUCUUGAAAAGCUUAAGGAAUUUGUAUCACAGAGUCCCAGUGAGUGACGAGAUGAUCAUCGUGCAUCUGUCAGGCAAGGUCGGAGGCGCCGUGGGAGAGGAGGUCCUUCUCACGAACGGAACACGAGCCAAGCGCCUACCUCUCGCAUCCCCCAGCGAAGUGAACUCCGAAACAAACAAGGAGAUAAAAAAGGAAGAAGAGGAGGACAAAGAAACGAACAAAGAGAAGGAGAAGAAGGAGGAGAAUAAGGAAGAGAAGGAAGAGAAGGAGAAGGAUCCGGAAGAAGCUGGAGGACUGAGGCAAGUCCCUUCCAACCGCGUCAGGAGAGAGGACUUGGAGGCCUACCUCAAUCACGUGGUCAGGAGAGGGGAUCUGGAGGCCGAGUUCAGGGGCUGCCACGACCCCCGCGCGUACAUAGCCACCCAGGGACCCAAGGACUAUAAGGACAACACCAUCGAGGACUUCUGGAGGAUGGUUUGGGAGCAACAUUGCAACACCGUCGUCAUGGUUGCACGGCUCAUCGAGGGAGGGAAGGUAAAAGUAGCCCAAUAUUGGCCCGACGUCAAGAAAGCUCAGGUGACCUACGGGGACUUCAGUUUAUCAAUCGUCGGAGAGGAAAAGGAACUUGACUACUUCAUUAGGAGAUUCACACUGACACACGCCGGCGAGAGUAGGGAGGUGACCCAGUACCAGUUCAUCGCCUGGCCUGACCACGGCGUCCCGCAGGCGCCUUUCACCUUCUCGCUCAUGACGCUGGAGAUACGGAGGACGGAGAUCACGGGCCCGCUCCUGGUGCACUGCAGCGCCGGCAUAGGCAGGACUGGCACGUUAUUACUGGUCCUGGUUCUCCUCGAUCAGCUGGACAGCGAGGGAUACAUAGACGCCCCCGCAUCGGUUGCUUUGCUGAGACAAGGAAGGCCAAUGCUCGUUGAGAAUCAGAUGCAGUAUCGCUUCGCUCAUCAGCUCCUGCUCGAGAUCCUGUACAGUGACGUCACGAAUUACCCCGUGUCCGAUUUCGUCAACUUGUUGCCUGAUCUCGAUGAAGAGAUCAAAGUACAGUACAAGAAACUGAAAGGGACGGAGAGGAACCUUUCGUUCAAGUGGGCGUCGAAACCCGCCCACGCUAGACUGAACCGCAACCUGGAUCUUCUUCCUGUGGACGGCCGCCAAGUGCUGCUCCAGAUGGUCAACGGCCAGGCGGAGACCCAGUACAUUAACGCUGUGCGGCUGAACGGCGUGACUCAGCACGAUGCCAUGGUGGUGAUGGAGCACCCGCUGCCGGAGACGCUGCCGCAGGCCUGGAGGAUGAUCUACGAGAAGAAGGUCUCGGCCUGGGUCCUCCUCAACGCCUACGGGGAGGACGAGCUCGAGGAUUUUCCGCCCGUUAUUUCCGAGGGAGAGAUGGACCUCGGCUUCAUAACACUCACGCUCGAUGGAUCUCAGAGCAAGGACUUCUGCCUCGAGUCGCGGGUCACCCUCGCGCCCGUCCGAUCGCGGUACGCCGUGGCGCACUCCGUGCAGGUGCUGCAGCUGGCCGGCUGGCGCCGCGGGUCGGAACUCCCCGACGGCGCCGGGAACCUCCUGGCUCUGCUGGCGGACGUCCACGAGAUCCGGAGGAAGGCGCCGACCAGCCCCGUCGUCUUCUCCUGCGGGGACGGCUGCACUGCGAGCGGGUUGGCAGCAGCCCUGGACGUUAUCCUCAUGCGGAUCGACCUCCUGCGCGACGUGGAUGUCUACAGGGCCGUCCAGGCGCUCCUCUACGAGCGGCCGCAGUUCAUCACCUCCUUCGAACAGUACAAAUUCCUCUUCACGGCCACAGCUGAGAAGAUCAAAAUGAAUCCCAAGGAGAAAGAAGAGGAAGAGGAGGAAACAUUGAUAAAAGUGUAAAUGGAACAUAACGACAACAAGUUAACGUAGAUGUAAUUGACAUAGACUUCCAUUAUGCUAAUGAUAAGAUUGACGUCAUAGAUAUUUUUUUUUCUUCCUUCCCGUCCUAUUUUCUUUUUUCUUCCUUUCUUCUAAGAUUUUAUUUUGGUUUGCAUGAGUGUGAUCUUUAAACCGAAAAAAAAAGUUAAAUAGAGCUACAGAAUCGGCGAUUAAUUGAAAUAACAUGUUACUGCAAUUAGAUUGACUUUGCAAAACGAACUGUUGAUUAUUAACAUGUAAUGAAUAAGCUGUACGUUCUACACACGCCAACACACAAUGAUGUAACUUCCCUUUGUAAACAUCAUUUCCCUUGUGCAAGUCUUUCAACCCUAAAUAAUUGUUCAUUUGUCACGUGUAGUGUUCAUAAGUUUAAGUUCUUCGUGUAUUUAAACCGAGGGAUCCAUGAUAAAUGGUAAAAUAUUCUAUCGUGUUGGUACUUUGGUCGUAAAAAACCUUGUACACAAACGAAGUUUUAAUAGAUCUCGUGUCAUGCGCUGUGUGUGUUUUUUUCUGCCAAGUUUUUAGUUGUUUCAAAUUACGUUUGUUAUGCGUUUGUUUGUAAUAUGAGAUGGUUUGUAUUAUUGAUAUCGUUGCUUAUGGUUUUAUUUAUCGUUAGGAAGUGUAGUUUUAAUUAAUAGUAUUAAGUAUGAUAGUUAACAGUGUACUAGUAAUAACAAUGUAUUAACAGAGUGGAAUUCCCACAUAUAUGGAUGAAGAAAAAUCUAAGUCAGUAGCUUAUUAGAAGAGUACAAAAAAAAAAACAUUUUUUAAUAUUAAUACGUUGUCUUUAUAAAGCAAAGGUCUCCUAAAAAAAAAAAAAAAAAUUGGAGA